Messenger RNA from Micropterus dolomieu (smallmouth bass), 3617 nucleotides. RefSeq names its product zinc finger and BTB domain containing 17 (gene zbtb17). NCBI's taxonomy places the organism in Eukaryota, Metazoa, Chordata, Actinopteri, Centrarchiformes, Centrarchidae. The transcript has 15 exons. Gene Ontology annotation, molecular function: protein binding; RNA polymerase II cis-regulatory region sequence-specific DNA binding; DNA-binding transcription factor activity, RNA polymerase II-specific. Bases 218 to 2983 code for a protein of 921 amino acids. Gene Ontology annotation, biological process: regulation of transcription by RNA polymerase II. The record is from RefSeq and is a predicted model, not a curated record.
AUCAGAGAGAGGAAGAUGGCGGUGGAUGGAGUUAGCGGGGCAGCAUCGAUCACCGAAAAACUCGAUUGGGUUUGUUUUUCCUAACUGAGUUAAACAUUCUGAAACAACGCCUGGUCCUGCAGUUUGAACCCGGAGAGAAGAAGCGCUAACAAGCAGUGGUCCACAGUGCCUGUGCCUGCCUGCCAGCCUCUUCCACCAUCCUCAAACCUUCAGGACAAUGGAGUUCCCAUGGCACAGUGGGAAGGUUCUGGAGCAGCUCAACCGCCAGCGCAAGCAGGGCCUGCUGUGUGAUUGCACCUUUGUUGUGGACGGGGUGGACUUCAAGGCCCACAAAGCUGUGUUGGCGGCCUGCAGUGUCUACUUCCGCACCCUCUUCCUGGACCAGAAAGAUGUGGUGCAUCUGGACAUCAGCAAUGCAGCAGGUUUGGGUCAGGUCCUGGAGUUUAUGUACACAGCCAAGCUGAGUUUAAGUCCACAGAAUGUAGAAGACGUGCUGGCUGUUGCUAACUUUCUACAGAUGCAAGAAAUUGUAAAUGCCUGCUCUGCGUACCAGUCAAUGGCAAAUCCAGCUCCGUCCCUCAUAACAUUGGAUUUUGCCGUUGAAGAAAAAACAGAUGAAGGAGAGCAGAGAGAGGACCCGGAGAGUGACCUGGCAGAAGUGGCAUCACAAGCAGCAGAGGAGAUUCCUCCUAGCACCCCCACAGCAGAUAAAGAGCCCACACAAAAUCAAGAAAAUGUAAAGGAAGACAUCUCUGCUGAAACACAACAGACUGUUUGUCAGGCCAAUCCCGCUAGAACCCACUCAGGCAGAGGACGCCCCCCCAAAACCACCCCCCUUUCUGUUCAAAAGAAGAUAUCUGUAAAGAAGGAGAAGGAAGAAAGUGCUGCACAGGAUGCGCCUAGAUUUCAGGAUGACCCCUCAGAUGCUGACUACACGCCCAACUCAUUGUUGAAAUCUGCUGGCAGUUCAUCCUACCUGAGCUCUCGGGGGAGAAGAAUCAGAAAACCUCGUAGACGAAACUUCUCACCUGACAAUGACUCGGAAGAUGAAGGCACAUCAAAAACAAAAUCUAGGAAGAGGGUGGCGGUGCCAGCAGAAGUGACCGGAGAACAGGAUGAUGACUCUGGGGAGACUGGUGACGGGGAAGCUGAUGAUGAAGAGGGGGCCGGAGAAGAAGAUGACGAAGUUAGCCACGAGGUGGGAGGAGCUGAUUCAAGCAGUGAGAGAGCUCAGUCAGCGUCUAUGAGCAGCCGAUCCGAGUCAAAGCCUUACAGCUCCAUAACACACAAAUGUGAGGACUGUGGGAAGAAAUUCACCCACACUGGUAAUUUUAAAAGACACAUGCGUAUUCACACAGGAGAGAAGCCUUUCAGCUGUAGGGAUUGCAACAAGGCUUUCUCUGACCCCGCUGCCUGUAAAGCCCACGAGAAAACACACAGCCCUCUGAAGCCAUACUGCUGCUCAACUUGUGGGAAGAGCUACCGGCAGAUCAGCCUGCUCAACCUGCACCGCAAACGGCACACGGGCGAAGCGCGGUACAGCUGCGAAGUGUGUGGCAAGCUCUUCACCACAUCUGGCAACCUGAAGCGCCACCAACUGGUGCACAGUGGCGCGAAGCCGUACCACUGCGACUACUGCGAGAAGUCCUUCUCUGACCCGACCGCCAAGAUGCGCCAUCUGGAGACGCACGACACGGAGAAGGGCAACAAGUGUCCACACUGCGACAAACGCUUCAACCAGCUGGGAAAUCUUAAGGCUCACUUAAAAAUCCAUAUUGCAGACGGGCCUCUCAAGUGCAAGGAAUGUGGCAAACAGUUUACCACUUCAGGAAAUCUGAAGAGACACCUGCGGGUUCACAGUGGAGAGAAACCGUACAUCUGUAUGCACUGUCAGAGAGCUUUCAGUGACCCUGGAGCUCUGCAGCGGCAUGAACGCAUCCACACAGGAGAGAAGCCCUGUGUCUGUCUUAUCUGUGGCAAGGCCUUCACCCAGGCCAGCUCACUCAUCGCUCACGUCCGCCAACACACCGGAGAGAAACCCUACGUGUGUGAUCGCUGUGGCAAAAGGUUUGUGCAGUCCAGCCAACUGGCCAAUCACAUUCGGCAUCACGACAAUGUCCGGCCGCACAAGUGUCAGAUGUGCAACAAGGCAUUUGUUAAUGUGGGAGACCUGUCGAAGCACAUUAUCAUUCACACAGGGGAGAAACCUUUCCUGUGUGACAAAUGCGGCAGAGGGUUCAACCGGGUGGACAAUCUGCGUUCUCACGUCAAGACCGUCCACCAAGGCAAGGCCGGCAUGAAGCGGCUAGUGCUAGCCGGAGGCAGCGCAGACGAAGGGGCUGAUGGGUGUGCAGGGGCAUCCACCUCUGACAGCGAGAUCAACAUAGUUACUGUGACCACAGAGGACAUUGUCACCCUGGCAACAGAGGCCCUGGCAGCCAGUGCUGUAGCUCAGCUGACAGUAGUUCCAGUGGCUGCUUCAGUGUCUGCAGACGAGACAGAGGCUUUGAAAGCUGAAAUCACCAAGGCCGUAGAGAAAGUGCAAGAAGCAGACCCCAACACCCAGAUCUUGUAUGCUUGUGAUUCGUGUGGUGAUAAAUUCUUGGACGGCAGCUCCCUAGCCCAGCAUGUACGCAUCCACACAGCUCAGGCCCUAGUCAUGUUUCAGGCAGAUUCAGACUUCUACCAAUACACCACAGCCACCACCACCGCUGAGGGGGAUUCUGCCACAACAUGGCAACCCACAUCUGAACAGGUCAUCCAGGGAGGAGAGCUGAUCUUCCGUGCGCAGGAUGGAGAGGGAGAGGCAGAAGGAGCGAUGGCGAGUGAGACACAAGGACAAGAAGAAGGGUCGGGAGGGGGGAAUCAUGAGGGCGGAGAGGUGGAAACCAACACUGAGCUCCACACAGAGGGAAAGGAUGAAGCUGCAGCAGAGGUAGAGGAGGAGAAAGAAGAGGAGACUGAAUGUGAGAGUCAGGCAUAGUGGUGCAGCUUUGUGAAGAGUGUAUGUAACAUUGGUUGCAACAGAAAUCGAAUUUAUACAGGAACAGGAAAUACAAGAAAAGUGAGUUGAUGAAGCCUCAUAGUUUAAACAUGCCAUGAUGUUAAAAAUAAAUCUGAACUGGAUUCAUAAGAUACAACACUUAUUAAACAGAAUUAUAUUAGGGUGUAUGGUCAAAAAUCAUGUUAUUGCAGUUCUUAUUCCAGGAAAUGAGGUGUGAGAUCAAGUGAUUUGGUAAAUAUUGUUGGGAUUUAUUUCAGAGAUGAAUAUAUUACUUUGUAUAGUUUAUUUUUAGACUGAAAUGCAGGACUAUGCAUUGUUCUUCGUAUAAAACAUGUAGAUCAAUUCUGUCUGACCUAAUAUAACUUAAAUAAAGACUUCCGUGUUACCCAGUCAAAAUAUUUGGCUGUACUCAGUUUCACGUUGAUACCAAGACAGCUUUUUUUGGUAUUGCAGUAAAUUGGUCACAUGGUAUGAAGACAGUUCCCUGCCACCAAUGGUUUUAUGGCACUAGUUUGUUUAUAUUAACACAUGCAGCAUGCCCUGUUUAAUAUCAGUAACAUUGCUUAGACUCACUGGAAGUCAUCAUCUGAUUAAUAAACAAUUAUCACACAGA